AAAACUAUGAAAUCCCACGUAAAUAAACAACCAGUGGACACUCUUGUUCUUUCUUUAUUACCCACUAGCAUCAAAAUGGAUCAAACUCAAAAUUCUGUGUAUCAAUCUUUACAAAUGCAAAUGCAAAUGCAAAACCCUAAUACUUUAUCAUUCACUGAUUUCCAUCACCACCCACUUCCCGAUCUUCCCUCUUCUCACUUUAAUCCUGCCUCAAGCCAUGGAGGGCCUGAAGUAGAAGCUAAGGGCAGUGUAGCUGCAAGGAAAACUCAGAAGGCUGACCGUGAGAAGUUGAGAAGGGAUCGGCUUAAUGAGUACUUUAUCGAGUUGGGAAAUGCAUUAGAUCCUGAUAGGCCCAAAAACGACAAAGCAACCAUUAUAACGGAUACGAUUCAGUUGCUAAAGGAUUUGACAUCCCAGAUCAACAAACUAAAGGCGGAGUAUGCUACCUUGACCGAAGAAUCUCGCGAGUUGACUCAAGAGAAAAAUGACCUCAGAGAAGAGAAGGCAUCCCUUAAAUUAGACAUUGAGAAUCUAAAUACUCAGUAUCAGCAAAGAGCUAGAGCUACAUAUCCUUGGGUUGCUAUGGAUCACUCGGUUGUUAUGGCCCCAACAUCUUAUCCCUACCCGAUGCCGGUGCCGAUGUCUGCAGGACCAAUUCCAUUGCAUCCAUCUAUGCAACCAUACCCUUUCUUUGGAAACCAGAAUCCUGCCGUAUUGCAUAAUCCAUGUUCAACUUUUGUACCAUAUAUGAACCCCAAUGCCUUGGUUGAUCAGCAAUCCAACCACCAUGCAUCUUUGCACGCACAGCCUGCCAGCGGAUCUGAAUCCCAUGUUUCAGGCAAACGUGAUUCAAAGAAUAGAUUAUCAGGGGAGAGCAAGACGGGAAAGAGUGUCGACUCUAAUGAUGUUACAACAGAGCUGGAGUUGAAGACUCCAGGAUUAACAACUGAUCAGGAUACGUCUUCAGGACAAAGAAAAACCAAAAAAUAUCGAGGAAAGGAAAAUAAUGUUACAGAUGUGAGUUCCUCCAGUAGGGGUUCUUCAUCUCGCAGUUUCCAGGAUAGCUCAUCUAAUAGCAUAGCCGGUAGUACAAAAACUGAUGACGGAGGCCAAUGAAAGACCAAAAAAUAAGUAGAAAGUCAGGAGCUAAUUAACAGCAGUAGUUGACUCUUACAAUGGCAUCACAGAUAACGGAACAGAGAUCAUCAACAGAGAAGUAAGAUCGCUAUUGCUAAAGAUGAACUAGAAUAACCAUGAGCGUCAAACUCGGCCUGAUUUAAUGGGGAAAAAUUCGGAGACCGGCCAUUGAGCCGGGUUUAAUGAGCUUACUAUCCAUUUUGAUAGAAUUGUUUAUCAAAUUCAUUGAAAUUGUCCAUAUUCUCUGGUCCGGAUGAACCACCCGGGUCUAUAAUUGUUUCUUAGCAUAUGUAUAUAAUGUCUUAAGGAUGUAAUUAAUAGAGAUGGUAUGUUUAAUAUGAGACCUGCUGCAUUAUACUAUCAGGCAGAUGCCAAGAAUAGGAAAUGAUAUUUAUAAAAAGUGUAUUGACGAAUCUCAUAUAAAUGAUUUAAAAAAUAAUACGGACAUUAUUUUUUUAGAA
Mercurialis annua (annual mercury) is the source of this 1598-nucleotide messenger RNA. RefSeq names its product transcription factor bHLH121. Gene Ontology annotation, biological process: intracellular iron ion homeostasis. The transcript is spliced from 6 exons. Lineage: Eukaryota; Viridiplantae; Streptophyta; Magnoliopsida; Malpighiales; Euphorbiaceae. The record is from RefSeq and is a predicted model, not a curated record. The coding region runs from base 7 to 1116 and encodes 369 amino acids. Gene Ontology annotation, molecular function: protein dimerization activity; DNA-binding transcription factor activity.